Oreochromis aureus is the source of this 4056-nucleotide messenger RNA. RefSeq names its product solute carrier family 23 member 1-like. Gene Ontology annotation, molecular function: transmembrane transporter activity. The transcript has 12 exons. Gene Ontology annotation, biological process: transmembrane transport. Lineage: Eukaryota; Metazoa; Chordata; Actinopteri; Cichliformes; Cichlidae. The record is from RefSeq and is a predicted model, not a curated record. The coding region runs from base 117 to 1934 and encodes 605 amino acids. Gene Ontology annotation, cellular component: membrane.
ACAACUUCCUGUCCACCUUUGGCUCCUCAACAUGUAACAACUGCUUGUUAGUACAUUGUUGUACAUAUAGUUCGGUUCAUCUCUUGUUAGAAAAUCUACUUCAUUUUGAAAUUUCAAUGGCUUCUGGGAUGGACAGCAGUGGAUUCGACAAUCUUGCGUUUGAUAUGGAUGAGCAAGUUGAUGAUCACCUCAAAGGAAAGGCGUGUAAAACGUCUGAAACAGAUGGAGACAGAAAUAAACCCACCUAUUGUGUGACUGAUGUUCCACCUUGGUACCUGUGCAUUUUCUUGGCCAUUCAGCAUUACCUGACAGCAUUUGGUGGGAUAAUCUCCAUCCCUCUCAUCCUCUCAGAGGGCCUAUGUCUGCAGCAUGACAGCCUGACCCAGAGUCAGCUCAUUAACAACAUUUUCUUCGUCUCUGGCCUGUGCACGAUUCUGCAGGUCAUCUUCGGUGUCAGGCUUCCCAUCCUACAGGGAGGUACAUUUGCCUUGGUGACCCCCGCCAUGGCCUUGUUGUCCAUGCCUGACUGGGAAUGCCCAGCUUGGACCAAGAAUGCCAGCCUGGUCAAUACCUCCUCACCUGUCUUCAUAGAAGUAUGGCAGACCCGCAUGAGAACACUGCAGGGCUCUAUUAUGGUGGCCUCUAUCCUCCAGGUCUUGGUUGGUUUCUCUGGCCUCAUCGGCUUCCUCAUGCGCUUCAUUGGCCCCUUAACCAUUGCUCCAACCGUGUCACUCAUAGGCCUGUCGCUCUACGACUCAGCUGGAGUGAAGGCAGGCAGCCACUGGGGCAUUUCUGCUAUGACCACAGUGCUGAUCAUCCUCUUCUCUCAAUACCUCCGCCGCAUACCAAUCCCUGUUCCUGCAUACGACAAGAUCAAGAAACUGCGCGUCUCAAAGUUCUUUCUCUUUCAGAUAAUGCCAAUUCUCCUGGGCAUUGCAGUCUCAUGGUUAGUCUGCUACCUCCUCACCAUCUAUGAUGUCCUGCCAUCUGAUCCAGAUGAAUACGGCUACCUGGCCCGCACAGAUGUGAAGGGAAAUGUCGUGAGUGAGGCUUCUUGGUUCACAUUUACUUAUCCUGGUAAAUGGGGUUUGCCAACUGUUAGCCUGGCAGGUGUGGUUGGCAUUAUUGCUGGAAUAAUAUGCUCCAUGGCAGAGUCUGUGGGUGACUACCAUGCAUGUGCCAGGCUGUCAGGAGCACCGCCUCCCCCAAAGCACGCCAUCAAUCGGGGCAUCGGUGUCGAGGGAGUCGGGUCUCUGUUGGCAGGGGCGUUUGGCACGGGCAAUGGCACUACUUCGUUUAGCGAGAAUGUGGCAGCCCUCGGCAUCACCAGAGUGGGCAGUCGAACAGUGAUUCUUCUGAGUGGAUUUGUCAUGAUUUUGAUGGGGAUCCUGGGAAAAAUUGGAGCAAUCUUCACAACCAUCCCUACACCUGUGAUUGGAGGGAUGUUCAUGAUCAUGUUUGGAGUCAUAGGAGCUGCAGGAAUUUCUAAUCUGCAGUCCACAGAUAUGAAUUCUUCUCGGAAUAUCUUUAUAUUUGGUUUCUCCAUGUUUUCUGCACUCGUUAUUCCAAAUUGGAUCAUGAAGAAUCCAACUUUUCUUGACACAGGUGUCAAGGAGGUGGAUCAAGUGUUGCAAAUAUUGUUGACCACUCAUAUGUUUGUAGGAGGGUUCCUUGGCUUCUUCCUAGAUAACACAAUUCCUGGGACUAAACGUGAACGUGGCCUCUUAGCCUGGGAAAACGUGUAUCUUCAAGACUCUAGCAGCAGUUUGGAAACUGAUGAGGUGUAUGAUCUUCCAUUUGGCAUAACUUCUCACCUCCAAUCUAAAUCCUGGGCUCGUUACAUCCCUUUCUGCCCACACAAGGGUCACAGAUCUCAGUCGGAGGACAACCAUGUGUCACAGAGUCCGGGGAGUGAGUACAGCACAAGGAUCUGAACGAGCUGAAGUUUGAGUCUUAGUUUGAGUCAAACUGCUUGUUUCUUACCAAGAAGUGUCACAGAAAGCACUCUGGUGUUUAGACCGUUCAUCAUUGACUGAUGGAUAUCUUUUAAAUUGAACCAUGUACUGGUUAGCUGUGAAUAUCAGCUAUAUAUGCAUUUAAGGCAACUCUCUCUCUUUGCUUGAUCUUGAUUGCAAAUAGAGAUCUGUCCAUCUUAAAAAAAACAAAAACAAGAACAAGACAGUGGGAUUAUCUCUGUCAAACCUGCAGUCGCUUUAUUUUUGAAGUGCAAAGUAGAUUUUGACAGUUUGAGCCUGUCUGCACCGAAAAGGAAUAAAAAUAUCUAAGACUCGGAUUCUGUCAACACCAAUUAAAGGAGGACUUCAGAGCGAUCAGAGUGUUACUGUGUGCCACCAUUACUCCCAGAUCUUCCAAUAACUUGCUGCUGGUCACACAAACACAAACAGAAAACUGGAAUUAUGUGCUUUUCUUUCUUCUCUUUCAAAGGAAAUUAAAUUUAGCCCUUGGAUAAAUUUAUUAUCACACAGCACCAUCUCCCCAUUGAUUCAGGCAGCUGCUUAAAAACCCACAGCAGCAGCCCCCUGAGCUGUUAUUGUGUUUCCUUUAGCGAAAACAAACACAGAUAACACAUCUUCUCAAUCUCCCUGCCUUCCAUGCUGUCAUAUCUUUCUCCCUCUGUAUUCAUUUCCUUUGUCUAAGCAACUUUGACAGACAGGUGGGAUAUGGUGCAAUGCUCCGAUCUGUGGAGCCAUCAGUGUUCCCCGGGGCCUAUUUUGACCACAAGUCAUUGGUUGGUUGCACACCCUAAUGUUAUUUCAGGAUGGUGUGCUAGAACGAGGCACUGAGCGUAAUUUGCACUUUAGAAAUCUCACAUUUUCUUUGAUUGGAUGUUCCUCGGUGGGAACAUAUUGCAGAAUAUUAAAUUUUGCACAGUGUUCUGGAAAGUGGAGUUCCUCCUCAGUAAGUCACAGUUUUGUGCCAAAGCAUGGCAGGGAUCUGCAUAACAGUGGCAUAAAAUAAUGAUAACUUAGCAAUUCCCACUCACUGACGGGACUUCAACCCUGAGGAAUCGCCUUUAUUUUCUUUUUCAAUCAUCAGCGUCCUGUGACAUGCCCUCAUAGCCGUGAACUGCUUUAUGAGAUCUAUUGUGAGCUCAUGAAAGAUCAGAUCUCAAAUGACAAGUUUAUAUUUUCUGACACAACUAUCACUGCAAAUGGAGUUUUAGUGGAGCAGCGUGAGGCACAAAGAGAAUCCAUGAGAAAUAGAAAAUGACUGUGCAUUCAUCGCCGGUAGAUAGAACCACACUGCGGGCAAAUGCUUGACACGAUGCUGAUUCAUUCAUUCAAACGUGGUAAAUAAUAAGCAUCCAGUGAAGGUAUGUGAAGUAUAUGUAAGCUGACCUCAUUUAUGGGCUGUAAUUCCAUGGUAACUGCUAUUUUUCUGUUUAUAAGAUUCAAGCCCAACAUAAUUAUACAUAAUUAUGUGUGUAAAUGAAACAUAAUUAUCCCCUGAAGGUCAUCAUCAGAGAGUAUUAAGUGCUCUGAAAUGUCAAGAAAAUAAGAGCAAGGACAUUCAUAAAAUGUUUUGUUUCCAUAACUGUUUUGUAUUUAUUUGUUUCAUUUAAACUAUUUUAACAUUUUUACAUGUUUAUGCGCACAUUGGGAACACUUUUACUCACUAAGAGGAAACACUCUCACCUGACAAAGUGUGAUUUAUUCCUAUAAUAAAGAUCAGGUUAAGCCUUCGACUUGUUGUACGCUUUGGGAAACAGCUUGCUCAUUUCCUGAGCUGGGUGUCGAGCAUAUCUUGUGCAUCAGCUCUCAGAAAUACUGAUUGUGUUCACACUGAAGAACGGUGACGAAGGAACCUCGUCUAAGGUCGAGUGAAGCAAAUCUGUUUGUGGCAUGUAGUCUUUUAUUUCAUACAGAAACUACAUUUUCUAUGUGUUGUUGUAGCAAAAGCUAACAGGGUUACUUGUAAGACAGCCAGUUAUACUGCUGUGUACUGCCAGGAUUUUGCCUGGAAUAAUGGGACUAUAAAUUUGAUGGGUUUCCUCGUGCUCACUGGUGGAAGAAAUUAUGAUACUGGUUUACCUUC